AUGGCAUCGGCAGGUAGAAACAUCGUCGGAGGAGGACUGCGCGGCGGCGCCCCAAGCACUCAAGACGUUGGUGCUGGUGACGCCUUAGCUGGAGGCGUUGGCGAUGCCCCGAGCACUAGCGCAGGAGACGUUAGUAACGCCCUGGCUGCUAGUGUAGGAGGCACAGACAAUGCAUUGGUUGUGGGCACAAGUGUGUGUAUAGUGCUAGGUGAUGGCUAUGCGGAGCUAAGCUUUUGGCGCGCAUCUGUCAAGCGUUCGUGGGGAAUAGUAGGCACCCACUCUCACAAAGGCAUAAAGAGGAAUACUAUACCAGAUUCACAGCAAGGCAAGGGAACUACAAAUAGUGGCAAUUCGAAGGUAACUUUUAUCUUCAGUUUCAUAGCUUGUGACGAUGACAUUGCCCUCAUUGUAUCUUUGUUCCAUAUCCCUCCUUUUGUUAUGUGCCAUUGGGCUGAGAAGGAUGAGCGACGUGUUAUAAUUCCUCAGGAGAGUUAA
Molecule: messenger RNA, 495 nt
Organism: Ilex paraguariensis (yerba mate)
Lineage: Eukaryota; Viridiplantae; Streptophyta; Magnoliopsida; Aquifoliales; Aquifoliaceae
Source: the annotation of a GenBank genome assembly